AUGCUAUGCCACCGUCUGCUAGCCAGGCGCCCUGCUAGAACAUCAUAUUCGACUCUAUCCAUAUCCAUCGCAAAUAUGUCAACCGCCGCUCCCGCCCGCAACUCUAUGCCCUCCGCAUUAACCUUUGAUCGUCACGCCAAAUGCUCGACAACUAAGGCGCGCGCGAGUACCCUCCACCUGCCUCAUGGCUCAGUGCCUCUUCCGAUCUUCAUGCCUGUCGCGACACAGGCAUCUCUAAAGGGCCUAACAUACGACCAGCUGCGAGAGACGGGAUGCAUGCUGUGCUUGAAUAAUACAUAUCACUUAGGUCUGAAGCCCGGUCAGGCAGUGCUAGAUGCAGUGGGCGGAGCGCAUAAGUUACAAGGCUGGGAUCGGAAUUUAUUGACCGAUAGUGGGGGUUUCCAGAUGGUGUCGCUUCUUCAGUUGGCGACUGUCACAGAGGAAGGAGUGCGAUUCCUUAGCCCGCACGAUGGCUCGCCAAUGUUACUGACUCCCGAACACUCCAUUGCUCUCCAGAACUCUAUCGGAUCUGAUAUUAUCAUGCAAUUAGAUGAUGUAAUUGCAACCACUUCGCCAGAUCAUGCUCGUAUCAAGGAGGCUAUGGACCGCUCUGUGCGGUGGCUAGAUCGGUGCAUCGAGGAGCACAAAUACCCUGAGCGACAAAACCUCUUUUGUAUCAUUCAGGGUGGUCUAGAUCUCGAAUUGCGAAAACAAUGCUGCGAAGAGAUGGUAGCGCGAGAUACCCCAGGAAUCGCCAUUGGAGGUCUAUCUGGUGGAGAGGCGAAGGAGGAGUUCUGCAAAGUGUAUGUGGCUCUACUUUCGCCAAAAAGGAGACUGAAUGAGCUAACCAACCAAAGAGUGGAUACAUGCACUGAUAUCCUCCCGGAGCAUAAACCCAGAUAUGUUAUGGGCGUGGGAUACCCCGAGGAUAUUGUUGUAGCAGUGGCUCUCGGUGCAGAUAUGUUUGACUGUGUUUGGCCAACACGGACAGCGCGCUUCGGCGAUGCCAUCGUCUCCUCUGGGACACUGAAACUAAGCCAUAAAUCGUUCGCCGAUGACUUCAGUCCAGUUGAGGAGGGCUGUACCUGCACUUGCUGUCGUCCAACUGAUCAAGGUGGUCUCGGGCUCACGCGAGCAUACAUGCACCACAUCACAGCUAAAGAGACCGUCGGCGCUCAUCUUUUGACCAUCCACAAUGUUCAUUAUAUGUUGACCAUGAUGGGCAAAAUCCGACAGGCCAUUAUUGAUGACCAAUACCCGGCUUUCCUUCGCAAGUUCUUCUCCGACAUCUAUGGAGGCGAUAAAUCGAAGUACCCCGAGUGGGCGGUAGGUGCUCUGCGGGGAGUUGGAGUGGACUUGCUAGCAGAUUCAUGA
Molecule: messenger RNA, 1374 nt
Organism: Penicillium concentricum
Lineage: Eukaryota; Fungi; Ascomycota; Eurotiomycetes; Eurotiales; Aspergillaceae
Product: tRNA-ribosyltransferase family protein
Exons: 7
Coding region: 1-1374 (457 amino acids)
Cellular component (GO): cytosol
Molecular function (GO): tRNA-guanosine(34) queuine transglycosylase activity
Source: RefSeq, a predicted model, not a curated record